Messenger RNA from Capronia coronata CBS 617.96, 1839 nucleotides. RefSeq lists its product as uncharacterized. Lineage: Eukaryota; Fungi; Ascomycota; Eurotiomycetes; Chaetothyriales; Herpotrichiellaceae. The record is from RefSeq and is a predicted model, not a curated record. Gene Ontology annotation, molecular function: RNA binding; 3'-5'-RNA exonuclease activity. The transcript is spliced from 4 exons. The coding region runs from base 1 to 1839 and encodes 612 amino acids.
AUGGCUGCCGCUACCUCCCCCAUUCCCAAGCUCGACCGUUAUGUGGUCAUCCACGUGGCGACCACAUGCGAUGAACAUGGUGUCUAUGUGACGAAGGAUUCUGCUGAAGUGAUUGAACUGGGCUGGAUUCUUCUUGAUAGCAAGACGUGUGACGAGCUCUAUCGAGAAAGUGUGCUCGUCAAACCUGUGAACACCCCUAUCACACCGCUUUGCACAAGCCUCACGACUUUGACCUGGGAGCAUGUUCGCAACGCCGGCUCCUUCCGGGAUGCCAUCACACGAUUCGACCAUUUUGCUCAGGAGCACCUUAUAUCCAAGAACCUGGAAUUCUCUUUUGUCACACUAGACGCCUGGGACUUGCGGGUCCAGUUGCCGCGAGAGGCUCGAGACAAAGCAGUCGUCCUACCGGCUUACCUGCAACACUCCCGAACCUUCGACUUGCGCUCAGAAUACGCCCGGUGGCAACAGCACCAUCCAGAGUCCCUGCCAUUUGGGCCCAGCUCUUUAGCAAACAUCUGUGCUGCUCUGGAGGUGGAGCCUGUGCAAUCAUCGGCCCCAAUCAAGCAUAACCUGCCCUUCCAUCUGCAGGCCCUGGCGCCUGCCUCCCCUCGCCGCGCCAUGGAAGAGGCGGUCACCCUUGCCAGGGUUCUGCGAGGGCUAAUUCGGAAGUCUCAGCCCGCGCAUGAACAUCCAGAGGUUCUCACUCGCCCCAUGGACGCGAGAGCCGAUGUCAAUGCCUUUUUGAAAGAACGUAGCAAGGUCCUCCACAUGAACGGCCUGCCGCACGACACCACCCAGUCAGAACUCGAAAGCUGGUUUACUCAGUUUGGAGGCAGGCCAAUCGCCUUCUGGACUUUUCGUACUCCUGAUCAGCAUAAGCCAACGGGUUCAGGUUUCGCCGUGUUCUCUUCCCAUGAAGAGGCCGCGGAAAGUCUCUGUAUGAACGGACGCGCCCUCAAUGAGAAGGCCAUCGAGGUCUCGCCUUCAUCAAGCCGAGUCCUUGAUCGUGCCGCCGACAUUCUCACUCCCUUCCCUCCAAGCAAGAAUCGCCCGCGCCCAGGUGACUGGAACUGUCCUUCCUGUGGCUUUUCCAACUUCCAACGCCGUACCGCUUGCUUCAGGUGUUCCUUCCCAGCUGCGGGCUCCGGAGGCGGCGAUCCUUUCGGCUACAAUGCUUACGGUUAUGGUCCCGGUCCCCAUAUGAUGGGCCAUCCUCCUCACAUGGGACAUCACGGGCAUGGUAUGGGCCAUCACGGGCGAGGCGGAGCUGGCGUCGUCCCUUUCCGUGCUGGCGACUGGCGCUGCGGCGCAGAAGGAUGCUCAUACCACAAUUUCGCCAAAAACGUCAACUGCCUGCGUUGCGGUGCUCCUCGUUCUGGCGCUGCCGUCGUGGUCGACUCGUCUUAUCCGUCUCCGAUGGGCCCUCCUUCUGAAUUUGGUGGAAUGGCCAACAACCCUGGCCCGGCUCCUUACGGUGCGGGUGCUCCUGCCUUUGGGUCUGCUGCUGCCUUCGCUCAACCUGCACCAAGUCAGUACGGAAUGCCCACCGGAUUGGGCGGUCCUGGAGCAGCGUUCCCCCAGAUGGGCGGUAUGACUCCCAGCUAUGCGUCCAGCAAUAUGUCACAUUCGUCUUUCGGACCUGCAGCUCAGGCUGCUUUCAGUGGCGCGGCUGACACCACUGCCCACGGCAACAUGCCACAGAAUGGCUUCUACGGCAAUGAAUCCAACAACGACCCAUUCGCAUUCCUCUCCGCCGGUCUCGGCAAUCUUAGUGUAGGAGACGAAAACCAACCCCCUCGUCGCAAUGGCGGCCCCCAGAGUGCCAAAAGUCCGGCUUAG